This is a messenger RNA of Micromonas commoda, 276 nucleotides long. RefSeq lists its product as hypothetical. The coding region runs from base 1 to 276 and encodes 91 amino acids. NCBI's taxonomy places the organism in Eukaryota, Viridiplantae, Chlorophyta, Mamiellophyceae, Mamiellales, Mamiellaceae. The record is from RefSeq and is a predicted model, not a curated record. The transcript has a single exon.
AUGUCUUGGGAGCCGAGGCAGUCGCUGACGUCGAGUGAGUUCCGCAAGCAGGCCAACAGGAGGGCCCUCGAACGAAUUCCCAAGGACCUGUACUGGAAGGUGGCGGGAUUCAGCUUCGUCGUGGGCGCUUGCAUGGAACUGUUCAUGAUAAAGACUGGCUUCUACGAGAAGGUGACCGCGAUCGAAGCCGAACGAAGGGAGGCGCUGUCCGAGCCCCCGGCCUGGGUCCAGGAGCUGCAGAAGCAACACAAGGCCGCGACGGAGAAGAAGAAAUAA